UCUAAAGAUUAAAGAUGGCAGCCUCCAUGAGAAGUCUCAAAUGUUUGCAAUUACAAGUUUUCAAGUCUCAAAGUAAGCUACUUGCCAGCGCUUCGAAUGCAAGGAUACCUCAGUUUAAAGCUGGGUAUCACACAGCUAACAGCACAGUCUCUAGAAGGGUUUCUCCCUGCACAUCUUGUAGAUGGAAUCAAUUCACUCAGCAAAAGAGAACAUUCUUCGGGAUCUUUAAGAAAACUCCAGAGCCUGAGCCUGUGAGAGAGGAGGAUCUAGCUUAUAGAGUAGUUACUCCAAGAAAUGUUAGUGCAAGACGGACUGUACCUGACAGUAUAAAGAAACCAGAGUAUGCAGUGACGGGGAAAGCAGGGACUAUUCGUCCGUAUCCCGUUGUGUUGAAUAGGGAUGAAGCGGAUAGGAUGCGGGAUGCUGGGGCUAUGGCAAGAAAAAUACUGGAUAUUGGGGCCUCAUAUGUCAAGCCAGGAGUGACUACAGACUUCAUAGAUGAAAAGAUCCACGCUGCAUGUUUGGAAAACAGAGUCUACCCUUCCACGUUGAACUACAAGGGCUUUCCAAAAUCAGUCUGCACCUCAAUCAAUAAUGUGGUUUGCCACGGGGUACCAGACGAUAGACCACUGGAGGAAGGCGAUAUCGUUAAUGUCGAUUUCACUGUUUUUAUGGGUGGUUACCAUGGUGAUGUUUCUGAAACCUAUGUCGUAGGUUCGGUGGACGGUGAUGGCCAGCGCUUGAUCGACGCGGCAAGACUGUGCCUGGACGAAGCUAUCAAGAAGUGUGGUCCACAGGUACCCAUCGCAGAAAUUGGAAAUACCAUAGAAUCAAUAGCUCGUGCAGCUGGAUUUCAUGUGUGUCCUUCGUUUGUAGGGCACGGCAUCGGCAGACUGUUUCACUGUAAACCAGACAUAUGGCAUUAUGCCAAUACUUAUCCAGAGAGAAUGUUACCAGGGAUGGCAUUUACUAUUGAGCCAGUCAUCUUGGAGAACACAGAUUCAAUCUUUAUCGCGGAAGACAAUUGGACAGUCUUAGCUCAGAGACACACCAGAUCAGCCCAGUUUGAACAUACUGUUCUCGUCAAUGAUUUUGGGGUUGAGGUCCUCACAGCUUUCCCCCAGGAAUACUACGAGUCCGGGUCGAAAAGCACAAUGCCGUCAUCAGCUUCGUCGGGUUCGAGCAAAUCAUCCGAGAACAAGGAGAGUUCGGAGGGACACGAUGAUAACAAGGAAUGGAAAUUUGACUGAUGUUGUGAGGUUUGCUCUGACGAAUCUGAAUGAUCAGUUAGUUGUGGUUCGAACCCUGUCAAGGUAACUGCAUACAUGUAUUUCAUAAUGACUAGAAUAAGUAUUGUCGUCUAGUUACUGAAUCACAAUUUCUUGAUUUGUGCAAUUCAUAAUCAUAGACGUUAAACCGAUGUUUGUUUCAGAGAGAUUGGCUGUUACCAGCUCGGUGUUUGUAUCCCCUUGUAUUGUGGGAGUCUGCCAAGUUCCCUUGACGGGAAGAUCAUCUAAACAAACAAGCAAACAAACAAUCAAUUGAUUUCAAUCCACCAGUAUGACUCAUGGAAGACAAGUUCAGUUGAACAACUCCUGGGUCAUAAAUGACGCGAUUCCGGUGGCCUUACUCCUUUUGGGUCAGUGUCCUUGGAACUUGUGUUACAAUGACCCCAAAUGGGUCAAAUUUAUGCAGAAUCCGAGCUAAAAUCCUUUUUUUUAAACCAAUUUCCGGGUCAGCCUGACCUAGAAAUAGUUUUUAUCAACACUUCAUGAUUAGACAAAAUUAUUUUCAUUAGUUUAACAUGGCCUGCACUCCUCUUGUUGUGAAUUGCCAACAACUUCAUUUUUUUUUUGUGGGAUCCCAAUUGUCACAAUAUUCAAAAUCAAAUGGUUUUGGGUUCUGUGAUACCCUACGCCAUUCAACUUAUGAAUGUCAAAUGGGCCAUAAAGGUAAUAAUUCUCCACACAGUCCAUUGUCAUUACAGUAUGGUAAUGUUGUUUCAAUCUUCCUGUGGGAAGACCUGAAGUGGUCCAGUGGUUAGACUGCAGGACUUGUUGCAGACUUGCAGGACUGCAGGACUGCAGGACAAGGUUGUAGGUUCGAAUCCCCCAAGCUAACAUCUGAUUUCACAAUUACUAGAAUAAGUAUUGUCGUCUAGUUACAAACAAACAAACAAACAAACAAACAAACAAACAAAGUACAGAAAUUAAAUGUUUCCAUUAAAUGUUCCUACAAUUUUGUAAUAUAAGGAGAAAAAUGGCUAGCCAUUUAUUACAUUAGCUUCAAUAAGUUUGAUAAACGUAUCUUUAUCUUAUAAUAAAGUUCCAUCACUGUGCUACAGUCAGUUUCUGUUUAGUUUUUACCAAAAUUUGCAGAUUUAGUAAUUUCUCAUUUAUAUCUAGAACAUUGCCACAUUGUUUACACAAAUAGCGACUAGGUGUGCAUUGUAGGGAAUUUUCCGGGUUGCAAAACUGCUCUGGUGACAUAAGAAUUGUUUUACAACAUCCUCAAAACGUUGUAUCAUGAUUUACCAUGUUAACACGUUUUCGAGAUGUGCACUUCAUUUUAAAUCAACAGUUUAUACAAAUUCUUUAAAAAACGAAGGUUAAAUAAAAAAUUCAAUCAAAUAAAAGAUUUUUGAGUUUUCUUCCUGUGAGCUGUGUAUAAAGCCUGCCUGUGAGAAGCCCAGGCUCUGUGCUUGACAUUUAUAAGCAUGUUAAGCAUGUUUAGCAUAAGCAUGUUAUGUCCCAUUUUACAUGGGAUGUCACAGUUUAAACGUGAUGUCACAAAUUACGUGUGAUGUCACAGAUUCCAUGUGAUGUCACAAACGUAAUACAUUGUCUGAUUACAUAUAAUUUCUAAUAAUCCAGCACAUUUGUUUAGUUUACUUUCAAUCUGAAAGCUCGCUGAUUAAAAAAGUUCUAACAAGUCAAAUUGAUAGAAACUUUUACAUCUAAAUACUGCCAAAAGUCCCGGGGGAAUAGCAUUGCUUAUUCUUAUUGGAGCAAUCAAAAUAAGCAACGUACACGAGCACGCACAAAAUCCAUGACACGAUAAUAUGACAUAAUUACAUAAAUAUUCUUUAUUGAGUUCGCGAAAACGUGACCACAAAUUUGAAGGAAAAAAAAUACAGAAACCCAUUUUGUUUGAAAUCACAUGUUGGAUUAAUCGUGUGUUGUAUGGAAAACUCGAGGAAGGGAAACGAUUAAUUCUUUAAAAAUUUAAUUAUUGUAUAAUAUUAUAUAUUAUACUUUUAAACGAUAUCCCCAUGUGUGAACCUCCCCUUGAACACCAUGAUUGAUGGCUAACCACCAUACAUGACAAGCAGAUGCCGUUGUAUAUUUAUAUGCAGAGAUUGUCUAUACCAUCCCCCUGGUAUUCCCAACAAUUUGACGGCUAAACUAAAUAGUCAAAAUGUAGGAUCCUAAUUAAGAUGUUGAAAACUGAUACAUGUAUCUGCAUAUCGCCCUAUCUGAUUAAUUUUCGUUUUGCAAGGUGCCUAGUAGACAUGUGAUUUUGUUUAACACUCUGUGACCUUAAUUAUAAGACGAGAGCUUUAUUUUUCACUGUGAUGGGCUGGGAGAAAUGCAACAGUUUUUUUUACGAAGAAUGAAUGCAUCCUCAUAAUUUUUAUCUAGAAUGUUUAAAACUGAUAUAUGCAAAUCAGCCGUUCUGAUUGUUUUUGUUUUACAAGGCAUAGACUUGUGAUUUUGUUUAAACACUUUGAGUAACCUUAACAGAACGAAUUAUUAUUUAUUAUUAUUAUUAAAACAU
Molecule: messenger RNA, 3777 nt
Organism: Asterias rubens (European starfish)
Lineage: Eukaryota; Metazoa; Echinodermata; Asteroidea; Forcipulatida; Asteriidae
Product: methionine aminopeptidase 1D, mitochondrial-like
Exons: 7
Coding region: 15-1250 (411 amino acids)
Biological process (GO): proteolysis
Molecular function (GO): metalloaminopeptidase activity
Source: RefSeq, a predicted model, not a curated record